AUGUCAAACAGUGAGUUUUUGUUAAAUAAAUUUCAAUUUUGUGAGAAAAUACCAAAUUAUAUAAAAUAUAAGAUAAAACUAUUUCAUUGUAACGGCCAAAGUGUAUGGUUUGUGACAAAUGAUGAUCGAGUCUAUACAUUAGGUUAUAACUGGAAAGGUAUACUUGGUUUGGGUCACAACAACAACAACAACAACAACAGUGAUGUCAAUGAACCACAAGUUAUACCUGAAUUGUGUCAGAAAAAUGUUAGCAAAUUUUCUAUAGGAAUUGAUUUUGCAUUGUGUAUGACAUCCGAUCAACAUAUAUAUAGCUGGGGUUCAAAUGAUUGGAAACAAUUGGGUAGACAUACCAUCAGUGAUGAUGAAUGUAAUAAACCAGCAAUAAUUAACUUGAAAUGUAUUACUGAUAUCAUGUGCGGUGAUUAUCAUACACUAGCGCUGACCAAUGCUGGCACUGUCUAUGGAUGGGGUGAUAACAAUGAAGGACAGUGUGGUUGUUGCCGACAACAAACUGAUUGUAUUGAUAGUCCAACACGUAUUAUAUUUCCCGGAAAUACUUCAAUUAAAUCAAUUUAUUCAUACAAUUGUUGUUCAUUUGCCAUAACAACUAAUGAUGGACUCGUAUACAGUUGGGGUCAGAAUCGUGAUAAUCAAUUGGGACAUAAAAAUAUCGAUAAUUAUUCUACACCUAAACUAAUUGAUGGUUUAAUAAAUAUUAAAUCAAUAUCACAUAACUAUGAUUAUAAUGAUAUUAAAUUAACAUAUUUUCUAACAAAUGAUGGUUAUGUUUAUCAAUGCGGUAGUGCUGACGAUAUAGCAUAUGAUAUGCCAAUAAAACUUAAUGUUUUAUCAGUCGAUAACAUAAUAGGAACGGGAGGUUUUGGCAAAGUCUAUAAAGUUGAUGACAGAGAAACUAAUGAAUUAUUUGCUGUAAAACAAAUUACUUUAGAAUAUAAGAAUACUAAGGAUUUUAAUAUUAUAAAAGAAAUCAAUCAAUUGUUAAAACUUCAGUCAAAAUUUGUAGUUAAAUGUUAUUACGCGUGGUUUGAGUCCAAUAUUUUCUACAUUCAAAUGGAGUUAUCUUCACAUAGUCUUAAAAAAUUAAUUGAAAUCAAAUCAAAUUUAUUUCAAAGACAAUCAAAUGAACCGAUGAAUUGUAUUGAAGUUUACAUUACUAGUCAUCUGAUGUUUGAAUUGUGUGAAUGCGUUGAAUAUCUGCAUACAAGACAACCACCGGUUAUUCAUCGCGAUCUCAAACCCGCAAAUAUACUCAUUAAUGAUAAACCAAUUGGUAAUCGGUUUUUGAAAUUAUGUGACUUUGGUUUGACAACAGAUCACUGGAGAACUGAUACCCAAUCGGAAAGUCAUACAUCAAGAAUAGGUAGUCAACGAUAUACAUCACCAGAAGCUUAUAGCGGACAGUAUAAUGAAAAACGUGAUAUCUAUAGUUUGGGUAUUAUUUGCCAGGAAUUGUUUGAUUUACAUUUAAAUCAUCUGAUGCUUGAAUUGUGUGAAUGCGUUGAAUAUCUGCAUACAAGACAACCACCGGUUAUUCAUCGCGAUCUCAAACCCGCAAAUAUACUCAUCAAUGAUAAACCAAUUGGUAAUCGGUUUUUGAAAUUAUGUGACUUUGGUUUGACAACAGAUCACCGGAGAACUGAUACACAAUCAGAAAGUCAUACAUCAAAGUUGGGUACAAAUAAAUAUAUGCCAUUUGAAGCCUACAGUGAAAAUUAUAAUGAAAAACGUGAUAUCUAUAGCUUAGAUAUCAUCGGUCACUAUUAA
Oppia nitens is the source of this 1785-nucleotide messenger RNA. RefSeq lists its product as uncharacterized. NCBI's taxonomy places the organism in Eukaryota, Metazoa, Arthropoda, Arachnida, Sarcoptiformes, Oppiidae. The record is from RefSeq and is a predicted model, not a curated record. The coding region runs from base 1 to 1785 and encodes 594 amino acids. The transcript has 4 exons. Gene Ontology annotation, molecular function: protein kinase activity; ATP binding. Gene Ontology annotation, biological process: protein phosphorylation.